Messenger RNA from Solea senegalensis (Senegalese sole), 3476 nucleotides. RefSeq names its product potassium voltage-gated channel subfamily A regulatory beta subunit 1b (gene kcnab1b). The record is from RefSeq and is a predicted model, not a curated record. NCBI's taxonomy places the organism in Eukaryota, Metazoa, Chordata, Actinopteri, Pleuronectiformes, Soleidae. Gene Ontology annotation, biological process: transmembrane transport; negative regulation of delayed rectifier potassium channel activity; potassium ion transport. Gene Ontology annotation, cellular component: cytoplasm; extrinsic component of cytoplasmic side of plasma membrane; voltage-gated potassium channel complex. Gene Ontology annotation, molecular function: transmembrane transporter binding; voltage-gated potassium channel activity; potassium channel regulator activity. The coding region runs from base 1089 to 2288 and encodes 399 amino acids. The transcript is spliced from 14 exons.
CACCUGUAUCCACAAAGAUUUGGUUUUGCGUGUGAGCACAUGUGUGUUGAGUCGAAGUGCAGCAGUUUGUCAGAGAGAAAUUGUCGGUGAACGGGGAUUUGUUUGCAAGCAUUUUGCUGUACUGUGAAAGCAUGACCUUAUUUUAAAGACGUAUGACAGUAGUUAAAAGCGUUCUGUGGUGUGUGUGUACAUGUGCGUGUGUGUGUGUGCACAGUGUUGAGGGCACAGCAUGGUGGUGCAGUGUUACUCUCUUCCCUCCCGGCGUUUGACUGGAUUGCUUAGCUGCAGUUUGAGGGCAAGGAAGAGUCUCCAGACACACAAACUGACAAAAACCUCAGAGACACCCUCAAGAGGAAGACAUCAGAAGAAACAUAGACAGAGACAGUCAUCAUAAACAGAGAGAGAGAGGCUGGUUCAAUGAGGACAGAAAUAGAAAAAUGAGACAGAAAGACAUGAGAAACCAGGGCAAAGUUGUUCUUGUUAUUUUAUUAUGUUAUUAUCAUAUUGCUGCAAUGAAGCUGAAGCAAAGGGCAUUCAAAUGGAGACAACUGUAGGGAAAAAUAAACAGAAUUAUUUCUACAGGGUUUUUUUUUUAAGUUCUGUCAUUUCUGGUUCAGCAGAUUAUUUCCUCUUUUUAGUCACACUUGUAAGCCUCUCUCCUCUAACCCUCUGUGACACACACUGUAUUCCCUCUUCCCAGUCGGCAACUCUUCAAACGACUCAUCCAGUUCCUAUUUUCCUCCAUCCUUCUCCCUCCAUCUCCAUCCUCUGUCAUAUUUUCAGGUGGUGUCAGACCAACUCUAAGUCUCAGCCCUCCACACACUGAAGCAGGACUGCGCUGCUGUUAUGUCCAAUUUUGACAUAACCCCAGCUUCAUCUCCUCCCUUAAGAAACUGAACAAUCUCAUGCUCCCAUCAUUCCUGCCUGUGAUUUCAGCAGCACCUGGUAGAACGGUUUCUGGACCAGUGACGUCCAGCUUCACGUAGAAUCAACAAAGAAACACAUUCCAGACUUCCCAGAGGAUAAGAAAAAGACUGUCAAGGACUUAUUUGUCUCGGGAGCAGCUCUUGUGGCCUUAGCCAACAACCAUGCAGGUGUCCUUUGCAUGUACAGACCACGGACUGAAGGCCCCACGUAAUGGGGAGCACAGCAAGCAGAACUCCACCAGCCCCAAUACUGCCAGUCAGGCUCGUGCCCGCUUCCGCACCGUGGCCCUGAUAGCUCGCAGCCUGGGCUCCUUCACCCACCGCUACCACCACAACCUGAAGGAGUCCACAGCCAAGCUCACAGGCAUGAAGUACCGGAACCUGGGUAAAUCUGGAUUACGUGUCUCUUGUCUGGGGCUUGGCACGUGGGUAACAUUCGGAGGUCAGAUCUCUGAUGAGGUGGCAGAGCAGCUGAUGACUAUCGCCUAUGAGAGUGGGGUCAACCUGUUCGACACAGCUGAGGUUUACUCCGGAGGCAAAGCAGAGAUAAUCCUGGGGAAUAUCAUCAAGAAAAAGUGCUGGAGGAGAUCCAGCCUGGUGAUCACCACUAAGCUCUACUGGGGAGGAAAAGCAGAGACAGAAAGAGGCCUUAACAGAAAGCACAUUAUCGAAGGUUUAAAGGGCUCCCUCCAGAGAAUGCAACUCGAGUAUGUUGAUGUGGUUUUUGCGAACAGGCCAGACAGCAACACUCCGAUGGAAGAGAUAGUGAGAGCAAUGACACAUGUGAUCAACCAGGGAAUGGCCAUGUACUGGGGGACAUCACGGUGGUCUGCCAUGGAGAUCAUGGAGGCGUACUCUGUGGCCAGGCAGUUUAAUCUAAUUCCACCUGUGUGUGAGCAAGCAGAGUAUCAUUUCUUCCAGAGGGAGAAAGUUGAAACUCAGCUUCCAGAGCUCUACCAUAAGAUAGGCGUGGGCGUGGUCUCUUGGUCCCCUCUGGCAUGUGGAAUCAUUACUGGAAAGUAUGAUAAUGGGAUUCCAGAAUCUUCCAGGGCCUCGAUGAAGCCAUACCAGUGGCUGAGGGAGAAAAUAAUGAGUGAAGAUGGAAGAAAACAACAAGCCAAGCUUAAGGACCUGGCUCACAUCGCAGAGAAGCUUGGCUGUACUUUGCCUCAGCUAGCCAUAGCCUGGUGCCUGAGGAACGAAGGCGUAAGCUCAGUGCUGCUGGGAUCCUCUAAUCCAACACAGCUGACAGAAAACCUGGGAGCAAUCCAAGUUAUUGCAAAGAUGACAGCGGGCAUUGCCACAGAGGUUGACCAUAUUCUGGGAAAUCGUCCUCACAGUAAAAAGGACUACCACCAUUAGGAUGAAUCACCUUUUAGUAAACUAUGCUCCAUAAGCAUAUCAAAGCUCACUUUUCACAGCCAUGGCACUAUAAACUUGUGCCCAACUUUGCUUAAGUGCGCACAAGUGACUGUGUGUGUGUGUGUGUGUGUGUGAGAGAGAGAGAGAGAGAGAUAGAGAGAGAGUGUGUAUAAAGUGUUCCGCUUGGCCGUCCGUAUGAAGUUCAACUCAUUGUUGUAGAGUGGGUUACUUGACAAAGCAUGCAUGCCAGAGCUAUUGCAGCCAACAGUCAGAGAGUCCAGCAAGAUGACUUCUGGAUCAAAAGUCUCCUCCACUCAAAGAAACAUCCACAAAAGCUGCGAAGUAACAACCAUGCUUCUUUUUACUGCAUGAACCAAACGUGUGAAAUAACUAUUCAAUUACUUAAAUUACCUCUGUGAGUAUGGAUGCAUUAAUUAAAGAAAACUUUAGGCCCUCUUUCUGCUGCGAAAAGCUAAUUUUAGUGCAGUCACUACCAAAUAGUUUCUGUAUCACAUCAAAAUAUAUAAAUUUUAGAUGGAGCUUCUCUGCCUGUUGUGAUGAAAGGUUUUCAGGACUGAAAUUCUGCUCACAGCGUUGCCACAUUUUCCAUGAGAGUGAUGAGAUGAAAUAAGAUGGAAAAUGUCUGGAUUGACUGUUACAUAUCUUUCCCUAUGAAGCAGCUAUGUCUGAAUGAGCCGUUAACGUUACUGUGUUUUUUCUACUCAUGCAAAAGUAGAGCAUAUUGUACUUUUCCUUUUGUGCUACUCAACUACUUUUAUUUUGGACUUUGCCAGACUUUUUUCCCCUGCAGUGAUGAUAAUAUCUGAUUUGUUUAAUUCCCGUCUGCAUUGUAAUUAAAUUGUUUGUCUUGUCAAAGUUGAGGAGAAGAUCUUCCUAUGCGGAGUCUGUGAAGCUAAUGAAGUAACAUACAGAAAUGGACACCUGCAGUCGUUGCACAUAGAAAACAUUACAUUCUUACCCAGCGUCUCCCAGUUGUCAGUUUUACGUAAUGGGGUGAUCUUUAUGUUCCUUCUGUUCAAAGGUGUGUUUUGGUGUUGUUCAUCAGAUUUGUACAUACAAAUAAAGAGCUUAUAAUUAUAAUAUGUGUGAAAUACCUGCAGUAAAUGUCAAUACAAUGUAUAUCUUGUUAUUUUUAACCCAGUACAAUAAAUAGACAGACAAACUAGA